AUGUACCUCAAGGUCCGGGAAGUGUUGGACAUCGAGCUCUACUGGCUGGUGAACUUCAACAUGGACGUUCUGACCAAGUGCAACGAGGCGAAGAAAGAUGUGUUCGCUUCUGGUCAAGGACGUCUUCCAAGUGACGUCAACCUUGCUUGUAGCUUGCAACCGGUGAUGGAUGCUGCUGGGAGUGGCCGGUCCGGCCUGGACUUGGAUGAAGGUGAGUUGGAAAGGAUCAGACAGAGGGUCCUACGUGAGGCUGAGGAGAACUUCAAGAUGGAGAUCAGAAAGCUGAAGGGUGAAGGUGGGACGGAUUCAAGGUCCUAUCAUUCGGCUUCGUCUGGUGGUGAUCAAGGAGCUCCUCAUGCGGCUCAAGGUGAUCGAGCUGGUUUGGGGUCGAGUACAACACCGUCCAGAGGGGAUCGCGUGGGCUUGGCUUCGAUGGCAACUCCAAUUCAUGGUGGAGCUGCAGUGAAUGGAACUCCGGGUCAAGGUCUUCAAGGAGUGGUUUCUCCUCCGGGCUUGGAUCAACGGGGAUUUCUUCAAGGUGGUGUUCAAGGUGGACAUGGGGAGUCGUUGAAGAGUUACGAGCUUCCUCCUCUACCUGUACCUGGUUCGGAAGGGGCCUCACUGGCCUUUGGAGACUGGCUUGCACUUGCCGGUCCACAAAUGUCGGACAUCGGAGCAAGGGACUUGCAGCAGGUGGAGAGUUCUACGGAUGGCCCAGUGGAUCGACUACGUCUACGUCCUGGGGAUGUUCUUCUUCCUGUGGAUUUCCAGCGGGUUGAACAGCGUGGGGAUUGUUAUCACAAAACAGCUUUGGGUGGCAUCAACGGCGGCGAUACCAAAACGCCGAGAAGGGUCAGUAAGAUCAAGGAAAAGAUGACUCCGGAGAAGGGUAGUCCUGGUGCAGCUCACUGGGAGAAGGUCGCCAAGGUGGUUGCACAGGAUGAGAUCAAAGGGGCAUCAACGGAUGGGGUUGCAGCUGAAAAAGAGCCUGUGAAGGUUCCGGUGUCUGUUGCUCCUGCUCAAGUUCAAGAAGCUCCCAAGGAGACGGCGGCAGAUCUGAUGAAGGAGAAGCUGGGCAUGUACCUCAAGGAGACGGAGCGCAUCUGGUGGAAGGAGCACUUUCCGGAAGUCCCAGAAGAGGUGCUUCGACAUAUGGUGGGUCAGGGGGAGGAUCCAAUGGUGUGGACAUGCCCUUGGAAUAGAAGGCAGCGUCGGGGACAUCGUCAAGGAAAGGGCGUGGUGGUGCACUUGUUCUCUGGGGCGGAUCCAUCGGUUUGGACCAAGGAGAACUGGGGGAGCUACCAGUGCAUCUGUGUAGACACAGCGAUGGGUUCCCAAUUCAACAUACACCAUCUUGGAGUGUGGGCCUACUUGUGGAAGCUUGCAGAGGGUGGCUUCAUCAAGGCAGUGAUCGGUGGCCCACCUUGCAGGACCACAAGCCGAUUGAGAAAUCGUGGUCCUCCGGGACCCAGGCGUCUCCGUGGAAGAGAUGAUGAGCGGUGGCACCUGGAUCACCUGGAUCCCUUCGAGUUGGAACUGGUCAACAGUGACAGCGCGCUGAUGUUGAAGCACAUGGCGCUGUGGGUGAAGUCAAAUGAAUGCCGGACUCUGCCAAUGGAGCCAACUGGUUUUUUCAUGGAGUCCCCCGAGGAUCCCAAGGACUACUUGGAGGAUGAGGAGGAAGCCAAGAUUUGUCCGAGCUUCUUCAACUUCAAGGAGGUGCGAGGUUGA
Molecule: messenger RNA, 1731 nt
Organism: Cladocopium goreaui
Lineage: Eukaryota; Dinophyceae; Suessiales; Symbiodiniaceae
Source: the annotation of a GenBank genome assembly